Molecule: messenger RNA, 404 nt
Organism: Rhodotorula graminis WP1
Lineage: Eukaryota; Fungi; Basidiomycota; Microbotryomycetes; Sporidiobolales; Sporidiobolaceae
Exons: 3
Source: RefSeq, a predicted model, not a curated record
CACACUCUCCACCUCGCACCGCGCUCCACCUUCACACCAUGCUCGCCCACCCUCGCCUCGCCGCCUUCGCCACCUUCUCGUUCGUCGGCGGCGUCUACGCCCGCCUCGCGUACCAGCGCGCCCUCUCUCGCAACGGCGGCCCGCUGUCGGUCAUCGUCGAGCGCUCUGGCGGCGGCAUCUGAGCGCCCUGGGUCCCGAGAAUCGCCAAAGUAGGGGAGCGUCGCGUGAGCGCGACUCGCCCCACUCGCCCAGGUCAACGAGGAGGAGGACGUUCCGCUUUCCGGCCCUGUACUCGAGGUCUCUCUCUUCCCCCGCGCGCUCUCUCUCUCGCCCUCCCUGUCUGUCAGUGCCCCUUCGCAAUACUUGAAGAAUGCAACAAGUUCGUUUCAGUACACUCUACGUCU